Messenger RNA from Selaginella moellendorffii, 1526 nucleotides. Its product is annotated as FAD-dependent urate hydroxylase. Lineage: Eukaryota; Viridiplantae; Streptophyta; Lycopodiopsida; Selaginellales; Selaginellaceae. The transcript is spliced from 6 exons. The record is from RefSeq and is a predicted model, not a curated record. Gene Ontology annotation, molecular function: FAD binding. The coding region runs from base 46 to 1464 and encodes 472 amino acids.
UGAAAAGCUAAGACCAAGUUAAGAUGAGAAGAUACUAUUAAAUAUAUGGAAGGUGACGUGUGCCAUCUGGAAGACUGGCACGGGUACGUUCGCUUUGCGUGGAAAAGACUGCUUUCUAGAAAUUUCGACCAGUGUUUCUUUGUUUCAUCGAUGGAAUCUGUGGACGUCGCGAUAAUCGGAGCAGGGCUGUGCGGGUUGGCGCUCGCGAUUGGCCUGCAGAACAGAGGAAUCACCGCUCACUUGUUUGAAAAGAGUGAUGGGAUUCGAGCGGAUACUGCUACAGGGAUAAGUAUUGGAAAGAAUGGUACCUUUUUUUCUUACCUUCCAUUGUUUCGAGCUGUAAGAUUUUUCGCAGGAGGGCGAGCUCUGGACGGAAUCCAUCCGGGGCUCGAGGAGGCCAUGAAAUCUGCAGGAACGCAGAUAAAGAGCUUUAGAAUCCUUGACAUUACUGGUGGCGAGAAGCAGGAGAUUGAGAUGAAGGAAGGAGAAAUCCCGGCGGUGUUUAUGGUACCUUGGAGAAAAGCACGAAAGAUGUUGGCUGACAUGGUUCCCAGUUCUAACGUUCACUGCUCGCACAAACUCGUCUCCUACAGUGCUGCAAAAGAUAAGGAUGAAGUCGAGUUGGAGUUUGAAGUUCGAGAUGAUCAAGGCCGGACUUCUCGCAAGACAAUCCAUGCCGAUUUGGUGAUUGGAACAGAUGGAGUCCACUCCGCUGUGAGGAAGAUCAUGGUGGGAGAUAAACCCAGGGACUUGCACCUGAUGAACUGGAACGCUCUCGUCUACAAUCCCGAUUCCAAGUUCUUCAAGGUCCACGAGAAGGAUCAGAUUUUCAUGAUCAAGGACCACGCAACAUUCGUUCAUCUCGCGGACUCAGGCGAAGACUAUACCUUGUGGGUGGUCCGGAUGCACAACGAAGACAUCCCGACUGGUGGUGCAUUUGGAGGCCCUCCUGCCAAAGAACGAGCUCUCAAAGAAAUCCGAAAGUUGGAGCCACCGGAAGUCUGGGAGCCACUGAGAAUCGCCGUGGAAGCGACGAGUCCGGAGCUGAUUUACGAGCGGAGGAUCAUCGACAAUCCACCACUCGAGUCUUGGAGCGAUCUUGACGGGCGUGUUCUUCUCAUUGGAGACGCGGCUCAUGCAAUGCAUUGGGGUCCCGGACAAGGCGCUAGAACAGCGUUUGAAGACGCACACCAGCUAUCAGAGCUCCUGGCAGCAGCAAUAGCAACCGGUGAGGAAAGAAAGAGAGCCAUUGCAAGGUUUGAGGAGCUGAGAAUCCCUCGCAUGACGAGAUUCCAGGCAUUCGCGGCCGAGGGCACCGAGCUGCCCGAAUUCGUCACGGAGGAUGUCCAAACUCUCCCAGAGAGCGAGCGGCGCAAGCGUAGAUAUGAAUUCCAGGCCUGGGCCGAUAGCUACCCGGAGAAAAUGGCCGGAGAUCCCGACUCCACUUACUUCAAGCCGCUGUGAAACCAUCGCCCUGGCCUCCUGGCUUAGCCUAAAUGUGAAUUAAAUGUUAGGGUUUAAUCGGA